AUGACUGAAGAAACUACCUCAAAGAACUCUAUAGAGGAUAACAAGGUUGAUAAUAUCAAGCAAGAAAGUAUCAAAAAGGCUUUGAGCGACCCAACAAAAAAGAGGAAAGCUGAAGAUGAAAUUGAAAUUGAUUUAAAUCAAUCUGUGCCGCUCUCUAAGAAGCAAAAGCGUUUAUUAAGAAGAGGAAAGGUCACUUUAGAGGAGUUGAACGAGAAGUUCAAUCUAGAUCCUUCUUCUGUGGAAGAAUAUAAAAAGGAGCUUGUGGAAAAAGAAAAAGGGAAAAGCGACGAUGAUACUCCUGCCAACGAGGAAGAAACAACGAACUCAAAGAAACCCAGGAGCGACAGGAAGUUUGGCGUGUGGAUUGGAAAUCUAUCUUUCGAUACUACAAAGGAAGAUUUAUGCCGUUUCAUAAUUGCAAAGACUAGGGAAUUAGAAGAUGGCAAGAUUGAGGAAAGCGACAUAUUGAGGAUCAACUUGCCAUUGGCACAGAAUGACGGGAAGCAAGUUCGUAAUAAAGGUUUCGCUCACAUGAACUUCAAAACUGAGGAGCAAAUGCAGGCUGUCAUUGGCUUGAGUGAGUCUCAACUUAACAGCAGAAAUCUACUUAUCAAAAACGCCAGCUCUUUUGAUGGAAGACCUGAUAAGAAUGACCUUGUGUUGAUGUCUAAGAACCCACCAUCUAGAAUUCUUUUCGUUGGGAAUCUUUCGUUCGAUACAACUGAGGAAGUUCUUCGGAAGCAUUUUCAACACUGUGGCGAAAUAGUAAAAGUCAGAAUGGCAACUUUCCAAGACAGUGGUAAAUGUAAAGGAUUUUCUUUCGUUGACUUCCGGAACGAAGAAGGACCUACGAAUGCUUUGAGAGAUAAAUCGUGCAGAAAAUUAGCUGGCAGGCCUUUGAGAAUGGAAUUCGGAGAAGAUAGAAGCAAGAGACAAGUUAAGAGAAAGGAGGUGGCUCCACGUCCUCAAAAGACCAUUUCAGAGAGCAUUGAUGCUCCAGUCCCAAUAAGAGAGAGGAAGCCAAUAACAAGACCAAAGAAGACUUCUUACACUGAUUCUAACAACCGUCUCAAAAGUAGUGUUGCUCUAGCUAACGCUCCAAGAGCUUCAGCCGCUAUUGUACCUUCAAAAGGGAAAAAGAUUACAUUUAACUAA
Molecule: messenger RNA, 1155 nt
Organism: Lachancea fermentati
Lineage: Eukaryota; Fungi; Ascomycota; Saccharomycetes; Saccharomycetales; Saccharomycetaceae
Source: the annotation of a GenBank genome assembly